Tripterygium wilfordii is the source of this 1532-nucleotide messenger RNA. RefSeq lists its product as uncharacterized. The transcript is spliced from 6 exons. The coding region runs from base 302 to 1501 and encodes 399 amino acids. Lineage: Eukaryota; Viridiplantae; Streptophyta; Magnoliopsida; Celastrales; Celastraceae. The record is from RefSeq and is a predicted model, not a curated record.
UCUUCUAGUCUUCUACGUGACUUCAGCUUUCAAUCGCCGAUCGCUUGAAACCGUAAAAUUCGCAUAUGUAUGUCCUUCGCUUGUUGCUGCAACCGAUUGCUUUGGGGAGUACAAAAAGACUGAGGCGCUGGUGAUUUCGACUCGGUUCUUUGCUAUUCUGAGUAUUCUCUGCUAUUCGCUUGUUCUAUUCUUUGCUGUCGCUUGUUCUACUCUGUGCUGGAGCUAUUCUGUAUUCUCUUCAUUGGUUCUAGAGGUGUUCCUGUUCGUUGCUUGUUCUAGUCUGCUGGUCGACUCAGGUUGAAUGGCUCAGUUUAGCGUACAACUUGACUUUCCGUCUGAGAAUUUUAAUGCCGCUACGAAAGAUAAGAUUAGGAAACAUAUAUAUAACUUGCAACAACACACGGCAAACAGGGUGUUCCAUAUUCAAAGGUUUACAACAAAGAACGAUGCAGAUAUGAUACGCAGUGUGGUGGAAACAAAACUUGGCGAGCUGGCACCGGAGAUUCUACCACCUGUAGAAGGGGUUGUAGAAGGGGCUAAUAUAACUUUUGGAAGUAUGAAUGUUGAAGCGAUCAACUAUUGGUAUCUUGUUAUUGUUGCACCGACAUCUUGUAAAAAACUGGAUGAUUUAGAACUCUUUGAGAAAUAUCAAGAUAUGCCUAUAUUCGUAAGCAGUGGAUACCAAGAUUGCAUAAUGGAUAUAAUUACUGCUGUUUCACUGUUGAUGAAGACACCAGUACGUUGCCGCCUAAAACGUGAAAAGAUUGUUAUGUACAGUGAAGAUGAUUUAUUUGCUGCGAAGUUCGUAGCAUUCGAUUUGCAAGAUGACGAGAAUUGUGAGGACAAAGAUGAUGUGUGCAGCAAUUUGAAGAAUCUUUUCAAUGAUAUUAAUGUCAACUCCGACAUUUCUGGUUCUCUGAGUCGGGAGUUUGCCGCAUUUUUUGAUUUUCUAGAAGGAAAGAGCUUUAAUAUGGAGAAUCUUGGGAAUGUAAGGAAUAACGUUAUAUUCUGGUCAAAAGAAAAACGACGCAAUUUUAUGACUUAUCUUUGUGAUUACAUCACCUGUCUUGAUUGUACCACCUCUCAAUAUGAAAAUAUAUUUUCGAAAGAGACUGAAGAUGCUUUUGGAUACAAUCGGGAUUGGAAGGCGCGAUUUCUUAAUCAUCCUGAAAUGUGUAAGGUGCACAAGGCACUUGAAGAUUCUUAUGUUGCUGAGAAUUUCUCCUAUUCGGGAUUGCGAGGGGUUCAUGAACAUGGUUACGAGAGCGAUGAUCUUAUGAUGAAACGAUGUCUCAUACGGAUUAGGGACCUAUACGAGCAUCGUUUGCAAUUGAAACUAUUAUACUUGCAUAAUAUCCAGUUGAACAACAUUGAUCUUUACACGGAUGCAGAUCUUGUGGGUAUAAUCCACUUUUUAUUUCCACUCCACAUUGAUUCGUUCGCUAGAGCUAUAAGGGCAAUGAAUUGGCAAACUUGGAUGAUGCCAUUUGAAAUUCCAUAGAGAAUGUCUUUACAACGAUGCUAAACAAAGC